GUAUCACGUGACCAAACUUAACCUCAAUUCCUUCUUUUGAACCGAUAGUAAACACGUGUUGUUGUUGGCACAUUAAUACAACCACAAAAACAGAAAAAUGGGCAAGAUUAAGUCGGAACCCGAAGAAGUAGACGCCGGAGAUGUGACGAUUAAAGAAGAAGAACUCAGUUAUGAGGACAAAGUGGCAAACUGCAACGAGAUCGCGUCACCUAUGGCUUCAAAAAAAUUAGCCAAAAAAUGUUACAAACUCGUCAAAAAAGCAAUGAAACAUAAAACCUACGUGCGAUGUGGAUUAAAAGACGUACAAACGAGGAUACGUAAAGGAGAGACUGGUAUAGUUUUGUUCGCUGGCGACGUUUCCCCAGUUGAAAUUAUGUGCCACCUCCCUGGAGUAUGUGAAUCCAAACAAAUACCUUAUGUUUAUACUCCAAGUCGAAAGGAUUUGGGAGCAGCUAUGGGUGUGAAAAGGGGUUGUUUAACUGUGUUGAUUAGAAAAAACAAUGAGUACGAGGAGGCGUUUGAUGAACUAAAAGCGGAAAUUUCUACUUUAGGACUUAGUUUGUAAGGUAUCACAACAUCUAUAUUACAUCUAUAUUUUUAGUUAAAGAAUUAUUAAAGUUUUUUACAAUGUA
Aethina tumida (small hive beetle) is the source of this 632-nucleotide messenger RNA. RefSeq names its product H/ACA ribonucleoprotein complex subunit 2-like protein. Gene Ontology annotation, molecular function: box H/ACA snoRNA binding. Gene Ontology annotation, cellular component: box H/ACA snoRNP complex. The transcript has 2 exons. Bases 98 to 565 code for a protein of 155 amino acids. Gene Ontology annotation, biological process: snRNA pseudouridine synthesis; rRNA pseudouridine synthesis. Lineage: Eukaryota; Metazoa; Arthropoda; Insecta; Coleoptera; Nitidulidae. The record is from RefSeq and is a predicted model, not a curated record.